This is a messenger RNA of Phalaenopsis equestris, 1346 nucleotides long. RefSeq names its product protein DJ-1 homolog D. NCBI's taxonomy places the organism in Eukaryota, Viridiplantae, Streptophyta, Magnoliopsida, Asparagales, Orchidaceae. The transcript has 5 exons. The record is from RefSeq and is a predicted model, not a curated record. Bases 113 to 1291 code for a protein of 392 amino acids.
CCUACAUUGAACUUCGCGUUUCAUGAUAUCCAAGGAUCACUCCUAUUGACAACGGGUUCCGAUAAGUCGGUCAGUCAGUCGAUUCCUGUUUCCGGUUGAGGAAGAAGAGGAUAUGGCGGCAAACGCAGCUUCUAGAAGGGUUCUGAUGCUCUGCGGGGACUACGUGGAAGAUUACGAGGCGAUGGUUCCUUUUCAAGCACUGCAAGCUUAUGGAAUAGCCGUGGACGCAGUUUGCCCAGGAAAGAAAGCCGGCGAGAUAUGCAGAACUGCGGUGCAUGAGAUUUCACCGCAUCAUCAGACAUAUUCAGAGUCACGAGGCCAUAAUUUUGUACUUAACGCGGCAUUUGAUGAAAUUGAAGUGAGCAAAUAUAAUGGAUUACUUAUACCUGGUGGAAGAGCUCCGGAGUAUCUUGCCAUGGAUGAAUCCGUGUUAAAAUUAGUGAGAGAGUUUUCAAACUCGGGAAAGGCAAUUGCAUCCAUUUGCCAUGGACAGUUGAUACUAGCUGCUGCAGGUGUUGUGAAAGGCCGAAAGUGUACAGCAUAUUCUGCUGUUAGGCCUGCUAUGAUUGCUGCAGGUUGUUAUUGGAUAGAAGCAGAGACUAUGGCUACAUGUGUUAGGGAUGGUAAUCUUGUAACUGGUGCAACAUAUGAUGGGCAUCCUGAAUUUAUUCGGCUGUUUGUAGAAGAACUCGGUGGUACAAUACGAGGUUCCAACAAAAAGAUUCUCUUUCUUUGUGGGGACUUUAUGGAAGAUUAUGAAGUUAUGGUUCCUUUUCAAUCUCUUGGAGCUCUUGGUUGCAAGGUUGAUGCUGUAUGCCCUAACAAGAAUGCGGGUGAUCUAUGUCCAACAGCCAUCCAUGAUUUUGAAGGCGACCAGACAUAUAGUGAAAAAAUUGGUCAUAAUUUUGCUUUGAAUGAGCAGUUUGAUUCUGUGGAUAUCUCUAGCUAUGACGCACUUGUAAUACCAGGAGGUCGCGCCCCGGAAUAUCUAGCUUUGGAUGAGAAGGUCAUUGAUUUAGUGAAGCAUUUCAUGGAUACUAAAAAGCCAGUUGCAUCUAUCUGCCACGGCCAACAAAUAUUAUCUGCUGCUGGAGUUCUCAAGGGAAGAAAAUGCACAGCAUACCCCGCUGUAAAGCUGAAUGUUGUGCUAGGAGGAGGAACAUGGCUGGAGCCAGAUCCAAUUCACCGCUGCUUCACUGAUGAAAAUUUAGUGACUGGUGCUGCUUGGCCUGGACAUCCGGAGUUUAUUUCUCAGCUGAUGGCGUUACUUGGUAUUACUGUUUCAUUCUGAAUAAGCAAAGUUAAUAGUAUUUGUGAACCUGAUGGAGAUGAGCUAGAAGGAAUGC